Molecule: messenger RNA, 1143 nt
Organism: Zygosaccharomyces rouxii
Lineage: Eukaryota; Fungi; Ascomycota; Saccharomycetes; Saccharomycetales; Saccharomycetaceae
Gene: ACL4
Product: Acl4p
Exons: 1
Coding region: 1-1143 (380 amino acids)
Cellular component (GO): mitochondrial outer membrane
Molecular function (GO): protein binding
Source: RefSeq, a predicted model, not a curated record
AUGAGUGAUUUAAAUUCUGCUAUUGAACAAGCAAGGCGAUCUCUCGAAAUCCAUGAUUCUAAAGCAGCUCUUAAAAUAUUAAAACCUUUUAAAAAAUCGUUAAAAAAUGAAAAUGCAUCUAAUGUAAUACUGUAUCAAUUAUUUGCAGAUGCUUAUUUAGAAAAUGGUCAAUUGGAUAAGGCCUAUCCACUGUUAUAUCACGCAUGUGAAAUUGAUCUAAAUGGUGAGCAGGGAGGUUCAGAGAAAUUCUUUAUGUUGGGUCAAGCAACAGGUGGUGAAGACGGUAUCAAACUGAUCUUCCAAGGUCUGGAGAAUAUCUCCAAGAAGGCAGGGGAUAACAUUACACAGGAACAAGUUGAUAAAAUUGUGGAUGGUCUUCUAACCACCAUUGAAAUCUGGAUGACAGAUCUAUGCAUGGAACCAAAUGCUGAAACUGAAUGCGAAGAAUUAAUUGGUAGAGCAAUGGAAAUAUCUGAGGGCAAAUCACCCGAAGUUUGGGCUACAUUGGGAUCAAUACGUAUAUCGCAACAGAGGUACAGUGAAGCUUGUGAGGCCUUUGUCAAUUCAUGGAAAUUUUUCGAGAUAAAGAAGCAAGACAUUGAAGCAGCAAUUAGAAAUAAUGAGAAUUCGUCUCAUGAGCAAUACGCACAGUUAGUACAACCACUUUUAUCAUUGGCAAAGAUGUGCGUCGAAAUGGGUCUUUACGAAAUCUCACUGCAAAUUUUAGGAGCUGUAAAGGAUGUUGAUGAAGACAAUCUAGAAUCUUAUUAUUUGGAAGGCUUUACAUUUUACUUAAUGGGUAAAUUGGAAUUGUUUAAACAGACUCAUCCGGAUGCCAAUGUUAAUGCUGAUAACAUUUACGAAUUUAAUGAACAUUUCCAAGAACUACCACUAGAUUUGAAUAACGAAUCGAUUACAGAAAUAAUACAAGACGCUAAAUUAUCAUUGAGUUUUGCAUCCAAAUUAGCACAGAACGCUGAACCUGACGAUGAAUUAGCCCAAGAAUUAUACGCGGGUUCAAUUCAAGUAUUGUCAGAAAUCGGUGGACCUCUAGAUGACAGUGAAUUGAUUAAGAUAAAGAAAGGUGAAGAUGAUGAUGGAAACGAGGAGGAACAAGAUAUUGAGUUCGAAGACGGAGAAUAG